AUAAACACUUCGACAAAAACAGAGCAGAGGCAGAGAGUUGUCAAGACUGCAACUUUCGUCUCCCCACAUUUCUCAUGCUCUGAUAAGGCCUAGAACCCAUUCUCUUCCGACCCCAUUACUCCAAAAAUAUGCUCAAACUCCUCAACAUGAACCUCCGCCGCCUCUACUGCCGCCUCCGGUGGCCCAUUCACCGCCGUUCCAAGCCCAAAAUUGUCGUCAAAAGGUUCGGGAAAACUAACUCCAGAGCUCAAUAUGAUGAGAAAAACGAAACGAGCCUUAAUGGGUCGGCCGCGGUUCAUCCGAAUGGGGAAUUGGGUGAUCUAAAGUCGGAGAAACCGAUACGGAUAGCCACUUUCAAUGCGGCCCUGUUUUCUAUGGCACCUGCAGUUCCUGAGGCCGAGAAGACGGCGAGUUUUGGCGACGAGAAUGGAGAUACAAUGAAGAGCACGCGGUCUAUGGACAUGAUAAAAUUACGAACAAAGUCGGCGAAUGAUCGUCCGAAGAGCAUUCUGAAGCAAUCUCCCCUGCAUCCCAGUUCCAUAAAUGGUACGGACAAUCUUUCAAAGCAACAAAAGUUUGAGAAAUCAAAGUUACGGGUAUCGAUAAAUUUGCCUGAUAACGAGAUUUCUUUAUUGAGGAAUAGGCAAUUGAGCUUUGAUGAAAGGGAGGGUUCUUCUUCUUCUUCUUCUUCUUCUGCCGCUUCAGGUAGUACAAUGAGUAGAAUUUUGAAAGGAAAAGCUCCUUUGAGAUCCACAGCGAGCUUCUUUGCAAGUACGGUAAAUGGUGAGGGCUAUAGGAGUCGUCGGACUGUUCUUGAAGUUCUGAGAGAAUUGGAUGCUGAUAUAUUGGCUCUGCAAGAUGUGAAGGCAGAGGAAGAGAAGGCCAUGAAGCCUCUGUCUGAUUUGGCUGGUGCUUUGGGGAUGAAUUAUGUGUUUGCUGAGAGCUGGGCGCCAGAGUACGGCAACGCCAUCUUGUCCAGGUGGCCGAUUAAGCGGUGGAAAGUUCAGAAGAUCUACGAUGAUUCUGAUUUCAGGAAUGUUCUAAAGGCCACGAUUGAUGUACCCCACAUGGGGGAAGUCAAUUUCAACUGCACCCUCCUUGAUCAUCUUGAUGAGAACUGGCGGAUGAAGCAGAUAAAUGCAAUGAUUCAGUCUGGUGAUGAACCUCACAUUUUAGCUGGGGGUCUCAAUUCACUUGAUGAAACAGAUUACUCGCAAGAAAGAUGGACUGACAUCGUAAAUUACUAUGAAGAGAUGGGAAAGCCAACACCAAAGGUGGAAGUGAUGAGAUUUUUGAAGAGUAAACAAUAUACAGAUGCUAAGGACUUUGCAGGAGAAUGCGAGUCAGUAGUCAUGAUUGCCAAAGGCCAAAGUGUGCAGGGAACAUGCAAGUAUGGAACUCGGGUAGAUUACGUAUUGGUAUCACCAAAUUCGGCGUACAAGUUUGUUCCUGGAUCAUAUUCAGUCUUUUCAUCCAAAGGGACUUCUGAUCAUCACAUAGUGAAAGUUGAUAUUGUGAAAGUAAUUAGCACUGCUGAAGAAAAUGUCACUAGAAAGCGGCGACAACCAAAGCAGAAAGUUGUAAAGAUAACAACAAAAUCUUCUCCAUCGAAAGGUAUUUGGAAGAAGCACACAUUGACAGAGAGAAACAAAUAAUUUUUUCUUUUCUUUUCCAGUUUUUGAGGUACAUUUUCUUCUGCUGUGCUUGGUAAAUAAUUUAAUUAACACUGUUUUUA
Molecule: messenger RNA, 1735 nt
Organism: Alnus glutinosa
Lineage: Eukaryota; Viridiplantae; Streptophyta; Magnoliopsida; Fagales; Betulaceae
Exons: 4
Coding region: 129-1655 (508 amino acids)
Biological process (GO): GPI anchor biosynthetic process
Cellular component (GO): endoplasmic reticulum
Molecular function (GO): catalytic activity
Source: RefSeq, a predicted model, not a curated record